Molecule: messenger RNA, 3221 nt
Organism: Magnolia sinica
Lineage: Eukaryota; Viridiplantae; Streptophyta; Magnoliopsida; Magnoliales; Magnoliaceae
Product: serine/threonine-protein kinase/endoribonuclease IRE1a-like
Exons: 7
Coding region: 76-2961 (961 amino acids)
Biological process (GO): IRE1-mediated unfolded protein response; mRNA processing; protein phosphorylation
Cellular component (GO): IRE1-TRAF2-ASK1 complex
Molecular function (GO): protein serine/threonine kinase activity; ATP binding; RNA endonuclease activity
Source: RefSeq, a predicted model, not a curated record
GACUCCCGUCUUUCUUCCCAUAUCUAUCCUCCAUUUCUCCACCCGUCCGACAAACUCCGGAAAAAUCCUUUCUUCAUGAAAUUAUCUUCUCUUUUCUUCCUUCUCUUCUCUAUCCUCUUAUUGUUUUUUAAUGGACUUCUGUCCAAUUCGAUUUCAAGGAUCGGCGAUGUAUCAAUCGUUUCUGAUGCUGAUGGUUCGAAGAAUCUCCCCAUUCCCGUCGGACCCCCUGCUGGCUCGAAGAAUCUCCCCGUUCCCGUCGGAGCUCCUGCAAGUGGAUCUCUCUUGUCUCGUCCCAUUAAGCAUCAUCCUUCCCUUAUUGCUUCCUCGGAUGGUACAAUUUAUUUAGUGGAUCUUAAUUCUGGGAAAGUCCACUGGUCACUCGAUUUAGGCCCUGCACUUUCUUCUUCAUAUCAGGCUUUUUCUGACCAUGGCAGUGAUGAUGAAUUUGGUAAUGGAAUUGGUGAACAAAAUGAAUCAAGACCUUAUCUGGAAAACUAUUUUAUUGAAGGUGGGGAUGAUGGGUACCUGUACGAGCACACAAAGCUCUUUGGUAAAAUGAGACUCCAGUUGACAGCUAGGGAAUAUGUUGAUCGUACACCACAUAUAUCAGCGGAUGGAAGUGUUAUCCUUGGGUCAAAGACAACAACCGUAUUCAUUGUUGAUGCCAAAAGUGGAAGAGUAAUUCGCACAUUUCAACUGACUGACAUUCAACCAGUGGUAGGGGUGCAAAGUGAUGAAGCGAAGCUAGUUUUGUUCAAGCAAGGCGUGGAAGAUUGGAUAAAAUCCAGUUUUGCAGACUCAAAGACAUUUGAGCUACUUUUCAUCAAGAGGGAAGAUUACACCCUGCAGUGUUUUCAUCCUAACUCGAGCAAGAUUUUGUGGAACACGACAGUUGCAGAAAUUAGUGCUGUUUAUUCAUGUCAGGGUUUAGGUAAAUCUUUUGAUGGGCUACCUUUCAAUUCAGAGGAUCAGCUUGCUUUGGAAUAUCAAGGUGAUUUUGAGAUGCCACUACCUUGUGACAUACCGGCCAUUGUUUACCGUAUUUGUGAUCGUGAUAUGGUCUAUUUUCGGCUUAAUAAUCUACUAGAAUCUCAUCGUGAAGGCGAAGUGCUCCCUUUACCCCCUCCUGAGACUUCAAAUCCUUCAAUCUUAGAUCCUCAUGGUGAAAAUCAAAGACUGUUCGACGAUUUUAAAAACUCACGUGAUACUGAUAAUAAUACUCUUAUGGAAAUAGAUGAUGCUCAUCACUUGAAUGUCACAAGCAUUCCUGAAGUUAUUGGUUGGAGUUAUGUACAUAUUUGUUUCAUUUGUCUUGUGGCUGCCUUGGUGGGCCAUAAUUUUGGUUAUAAAGUGACGAAUGCUUUUCUCAUUCUAGUGCAAUCUUGUUUGGUAGCAUGGCGUCAUUUGAUGGGGAAUAAAAAAGAUAAAUCCAAUAUGCAAUUGACUGAUUUGAGUAGGAAGCAAGAUGGAGUUUCCAAAAGAAAAAAGGCUCGCAGAGUGGGAACCAUUAAGAAUGGUGUCAUCGUUAACAGGCCAGAUGAACAUACAUCAAGUGAAGAUGUGAAGAAUAGUACGCUUAGAAAUGUGGAGACGAAUGAUUGGGAAUCAUCGAUGAACCUUACAAAAGCUUAUGAAGAUGGUAAAGGUCGUUGGGUUGGUAAACUUUUUGUGUCCAAUAUUGAAAUUGCUAAAGGAAGCAAUGGUACAGUUGUCUUUGAGGGAGUUUAUGGCGUUUAUGAACGUCCCAUAAAAGUUGCUGUCAAACGCCUAGUGCUUGCCCAUAAUGAUAUUGCUUUUAAAGAGAUUGAAAAUCUUAUGGCAUCUAGUGAGCAUCCAAAUAUUGUUCGGCUGUAUGGAGUGGAGCGGGAUUUGGAUUUUGUUUAUCUUUCGCUGGAGCGUUGUAGUUGCAGCCUUGAUGAUUUGAUUCAAGUAUGCUCAGAAAAUUCAUCAGGCCCGUUAUUUUGUAAAACUCUGGCUUCAAACUCUAUUAGGGAAUACAGUGUUCGGUUGGACCUGAUCCAGGGAAUCAACAAGGAUAUUGAACUGUGGAAAGCAAAUGGAUAUCCUUCAUCCCUUCUGUUAAAACUGAUGAGGGAUGUUGUUUCUGGGCUUGCACACUUACAUAAAAUGGGAAUCAUACAUCGGGAUUUAAAGCCUCAGAAUGUGUUAAUAAGUGGUGAAGAAUCUUUACGUGCAAAACUUUCUGAUAUGGGUAUAAGCAAGCGCCUUCAUGGGGACAUGUCUUCUUUUGGCCAUUAUACUGGAGGCUGUGGCAGUUCAGGGUGGCGAGCACCUGAGCAACUUCUGCAGGGGCGUCAAACGCGUGCAGUGGAUUUAUUUAGUUUAGGCUGUCUCCUUUUCUCAUGCAUUACCGGUGGUAAGCACCCAUUUGGUGAAUCUCUUGAACGUGAUGUAAACAUUGCCAAUAAUCAUGUCGACCUUUUCUUGGUGGAGCAUAUUCCAGAAGCUGUACAUCUUUUCUCCCAUUUGUUACACCCUGACCCGCAACAGAGGCCAAAGGCAAAGGAGGUAUUGCAUCACCCUUUCUUUUGGAAUUAUGAGAAACACCUUUCUUUUCUGCGGGAUGCCAGUGACAAGAUAGAGUUAGAGGAUGAGAGUGAAUCUGAUAUUCUGAAAACAAUAGAGAAUGUUGCACCGAUUGCUUUAGGUGGGAAGUGGGAUGAUAAGAUGGAAGCUGCAUUUAUUACAAACAUUGGUCGCUAUAGACGUUACAAGUAUGAUAGCACUCGUGAUCUGCUACGUGUCAUUAGAAACAAGCUUAAUCAUUAUGGAGAGCUUCCAAAUGAUGUACAGAAACUUCUUGGACCAGUUCCCGACGGAUAUUAUGGCUACUUUGCAAGUCGAUUUCCGAAGCUCUUAAUUGAAGUAUAUAAAGUUGUACAUAGAUACUGGAGGGAAGAGAAAUGCUUUGAGAGGUAUUUCAAAGGCGAUUCUCUUUAAGACUUCCUAAAUAUAUUCAAAGCUCUGAAGCUCGCCAUUGGCUUUGAAUGGAAGAUUGAAACACGGGGGAAUCUUGAAUACAAAUGUAUUUAUACUCUUAGUCUAGUGGUAUCCUUGUAACAGUCAUGUACAUGCAUUUGUAUCAUGCUCAGCCAACAGCUUUUCAUGUAACUUGCCUAUUUAAAUGAAUGCAAUAAUCUAAUUGCACUUGGGUAUGAAUUUAAAAUGAAAAUAAUCACAGCUGGAGCUGGUAACAUUCA